AUGGCCAACCUGGCUGAAGAGAAGAAGCAACACCACGAGCCUUCCGUUAAGGAGGAGCUCUCCCGCCCUUCGAGUGGUGGCCUCCAUCAUGACCGCGUCGCUGAGGAGGCCAUCGGAGGACACACCCACGAUCUACCUGAGGGCUACUACUAUAGUCUCGCCUUCACUGGUACCGUCAUCGCUGUUUGCUUGUCCCAGAUCUCCGGAUACUUGGGCUGGGUACUUCCUUCAAAUACCCUGCUGCUUAUCAACCAGGCUAUCGGCCCCUCUCCCGACAUCAUCUGGGUUCCCGUUUCCUGGACCGCCGGUCUGGCCGUUGGCUUUCCUCUCGUCGGGCGUCUCUCCGACAUCUUCGGCAGGCGAUGGUUCUGCAUCUGGGCAUCGCUGCUAGGCCUGGUCGGUACGAUCAUCGGAGCGUGUGCACAAAGCAUCAACAUGCUGAUCGUAACCAACUCCAUCAAUGGACUGGCAGCUGCGGGACAACUAUCCUUCUGCUUCAUCCUUGGUGAACUUGUCCCCAACAAACUACGUGGUCCGGUCAACAACUUGGUGCUCCUUACAUCCAUGCCCUUCGCUGUCUUCGGCCCUCCAAUCGCUCGGGCCUUUUACGAGAAUACUGCGCUUCAAUGGCGCUGGUCAUACAUUCUGGGCGCCAUCGUUAAUACCGUGGCCGUCCUCCUGUAUUUCUUCUUCUAUCACCCGCCAUCUUAUGAUAUGCUCCACGUCGGUGGCAAGUCGAAGCUCAAGCAAUUGAAGACCCUCGACUGGGUGGGCCUGUUCCUGUUUACCGCAGGUCUGGUCGUCUUCCUCAUCGGCCUCAAUUGGGGCGGAGGCGUAUAUCGCUGGAACUCUGGCCAUGUGCUUGGAGCCCUGUUCGCCGGGUUCUUCACGCUGGUGAUUUUCGGCUUCUGGGAAGCGUACAGCAAUCACGAGUAUCCCUUCAUUCCGAUGCGCCUGUUCAAGAACAUCCGAUACGACGCUAUGGUUGCCUGCGCAAGUUUCGGCGCUGUGGUGUACUACGCCAACACUGUCAUCUGGCCGUCGAUGAUUGGCGCACUCUUCACCACUGAUGUGAAAGAAACGGGCUGGCUCUCUUGCGCCGUAGGUGGUGGUCUGCUGUUAGGUCAGCUUCUCGGCGGUCUCGGUCUUCGCUAUCUCCCUCGCAUGAAGAUCCAGAUGACGGUAGCCAGCAUCAUCUGUGUUGCUUUCGUCGCAUCCGUGGCCGCCUCCAACGCUACCACAAAGCAGCGCACGACGGCAUUCCUGCUUAUGGGCUCGAUCGGCGCCGGCUACGUGGAGAACCUGACCCUUUCUGCAACGGCGUACCUGUGGGACCCGGCCGACAUGGGCCUUGUCCUUGGUGCCCUGGGUGCGAUUCGUACCGCCGUCUCGGCGGUUGCGACGAGCAUGUACUCCUCCAUCCUCGCGACCGAGGCUGCCAAGUACAUCCCCAAGUACGUCACCCCUGCGGCGGUCGGUGCUGGACUUCCCUCGUCCUCGCUUCCGGCGUUGUUCACGGGCAUUAGUACUGGUAACUUCUCCGCUGUGCAAGGGAUGACGCCCGAGAUCAUGGCCAUUGUGGGUGCGCAGGUCAAGCAUGCCUACGGCCUUGCCUACCGCACCGUUUUCCUCUGCACCCUUCCUUUCGGCGCUCUCCUGUUGAUUGCGUCCCUGCUGACUCCCAACGUUGACAAGUAUCUCACCGAUGAGGUGGCGAGGAAGCUGCAUGGCACUGGUGAGAAGACUGAAGCCAGCGCGAAGCACAAGGAGGUUGUCGAAGGGCCCUGA
Westerdykella ornata is the source of this 1788-nucleotide messenger RNA. RefSeq names its product fungal trichothecene efflux pump. Gene Ontology annotation, molecular function: transmembrane transporter activity. The coding region runs from base 1 to 1788 and encodes 595 amino acids. Gene Ontology annotation, cellular component: membrane. The transcript has 5 exons. Gene Ontology annotation, biological process: transmembrane transport. Lineage: Eukaryota; Fungi; Ascomycota; Dothideomycetes; Pleosporales; Sporormiaceae. The record is from RefSeq and is a predicted model, not a curated record.